Messenger RNA from Rangifer tarandus platyrhynchus (Svalbard reindeer), 447 nucleotides. NCBI's taxonomy places the organism in Eukaryota, Metazoa, Chordata, Mammalia, Artiodactyla, Cervidae. The record is from the annotation of a GenBank genome assembly.
AUGCCAGGCCCCAUCCUCCCAUCCGAGAAAGCGGGUGAGGGCGACCACUGCCCCCGGGCCCCUCGGGAGGGUCAGGGAAUUGUCUUCGAGGUGCAGAGAGAGAGGGCAGGCCCCAGUGUGUGGCCCACCACGCCCAGAUGGCAAAGCCUCUGGGGACGUGAGACCGUCCCGCGUCCCUCUCAGCCAAGUGACCAUGGGAAAGGCUUCCAAGGCCCCAGGCAACAAGACAGCAGGGCUCAAGGGACCCAGAGGGACCUGCUGCUCAGCUGGGGAUCGGAGCUCGACAGUCAGACCCUAAGGCCCAGGGGGCACCUGCAGAGCAGUCAGCUGCCCCAUGGGGUGGGAGGGCCAGGGGAAGCGGGAUCCCAGGCAGGACCCUCAGGGAGACACCCACCGCAGACCCCCACAGAUGACGGGCCUUCUGCAUCCUCAGGAGCAGUAACAUAG